Molecule: messenger RNA, 4731 nt
Organism: Nyctereutes procyonoides (raccoon dog)
Lineage: Eukaryota; Metazoa; Chordata; Mammalia; Carnivora; Canidae
Gene: KLHL21
Product: kelch like family member 21
Exons: 4
Coding region: 52-1845 (597 amino acids)
Biological process (GO): protein ubiquitination
Molecular function (GO): protein binding
Source: RefSeq, a predicted model, not a curated record
CUCCCGCUGGCCCCGGCCGCGGCGCCCCUGAGCUCUCGCGGCGAGCGCGCCAUGGAGCGGCCGGCGCCCCUGGCCGUGCUGCCCUUCUCGGACCCCGCGCACGCGCUGAGCCUGCUGCGCGGCCUGAGCCAGCUGCGCGCCGAGCGCAAGUUCCUGGACGUGACGCUGGAGGCGGCGGGCGGGCGCGACUUCCCCGCGCAUCGCGCCGUGCUGGCGGCCGCCAGCCCCUACUUCCGCGCCAUGUUCGCGGGGCAGCUGCGCGAGAGCCGCGCCGAGCGGGUGCGCCUGCACGGCGUGCCGCCCGACAUGCUGCAGCUGCUGCUCGACUUCAGCUACACGGGCCGCGUGGCGGUGAGCGGCGACAACGCCGAGCCACUGCUGCGGGCCGCCGACCUGCUGCAGUUCCCGGCGGUAAAGGAGGCGUGCGGCGCCUUCCUGCAGCAGCAGCUCGACCUGGCCAACUGCCUGGACAUGCAGGACUUCGCCGAGGCCUUCAGCUGCGCGGGGCUGGCGAGCGCGGCGCAGCGCUUCAUCCUGCGCCACGUGGGCGAGCUGGGCCCCGAGCAGCUGGAGCGCUUGCCGCUGGCGCGCCUGCUGCGCUACCUGCGCGACGACGGGCUGUGCGUGCCCAAGGAGGAGGCCGCCUACCAGCUGGCGCUGCGCUGGGUGCGCGCCGACCCGCCGCGCCGCGCCGCGCACUGGCCGCAGCUGCUCGAGGCCGUGCGCCUGCCCUUCGUGCGCCGCUUUUACCUGCUGGCGCACGUCGAGGCCGAGCCGCUGGUGGCGCGCUGCCCGCCCUGCCUGCGCCUGCUGCGCGAGGCGCGGGACUUCCAGGCGGCGCGCUACGACCGCCACGACCGCGGGCCCUGCCCCCGCAUGCGCCCGCGCCCCUCCACCGGCCUCGCCGAGAUCCUCGUGCUCGUGGGCGGCUGCGACCAGGACUGCGACGAGCUGGUCACCGUCGACUGCUACAACCCGCAGACGGGCCAGUGGCGCUACCUGGCGGAGUUCCCCGACCACCUGGGCGGGGGCUACAGCAUCGUGGCUCUGGGAAACGACAUCUACGUGACGGGUGGGUCUGACGGCUCCCGGCUCUAUGACUGCGUGUGGAGGUACAAUUCCAGCGUGAACGAGUGGACAGAGGUGGCGCCCAUGCUGAAAGCCCGCGAGUACCACAGCUCCUCCGUGCUGGAUGGGCUGCUGUACGUAGUGGCUGCAGACAGCACAGAGCGCUACGACCAUACCACAGACUCCUGGGAGGCCCUGCAGCCCAUGACCUACCCCAUGGACAAUUGCUCCACCACGGCCUGCCGUGGCCGCCUCUAUGCCAUUGGGUCCCUGGCAGGCAAGGAGACCAUGGUGAUGCAGUGUUACCACCCGGACACAGACCUGUGGUCACUGGUGGACUGUGGCCAGCUCCCGCCUUGGUCCUUCGCCCCCAAGACAGUGACUCUAAACGGACUUAUGUACUUCAUCAGGGACGAUUCUGCGGAGGUGGACGUGUAUAACCCCACGAAGAAUGAAUGGGACAAGAUCCCAUCUAUGAAUCAGGUACACGUGGGGGGCAGCCUGGCCGUCCUUGGAGGGAAGCUGUACGUCUCAGGUGGUUACGACAAUACAUUUGAACUCUCUGAUGUGGUGGAGGCCUAUGACCCAGAGACUCGGGCAUGGAGCGUGGUGGGACGGCUCCCAGAGCCCACCUUCUGGCACGGCAGCGUCAGCAUCUUUCGCCAAUUCAUGCCCCAGAUGCCCUCGGGUGGGCGUGGCUUUGAGCUGGACGGCAGCAGCAGUGACAUGGAUGUGGCCCGGCCCCGGCUGCCACAGAACCCGGACGAGCUGCACUAGCCCCGGCCUGGCCCGGGGAAGGGCCUCGGUGCGGGUAACAGUGCGUCUGCGGGGGGUAGGGAGCCCCUUAUUUGUGCACAAGGACAAGUUGGGCUCACCAGGUGGAGCACAGGCUCUCACGCUGCUGAGUGAGCCCCAGGAUCUGACCCCAGGAGAGCCUCUCUGCAUUGAGAGCCUGAUUCCCAGCUGGUGGGGCCAAAGCCGGUCACAAACGCCCCUCCCUUAGCCCAGGAAGAGCCGCCUCCCUGCCAGCACGGGUCUUGCUCCAGCAAGUGGCCCCUCGUGCUGCCACUACCUAUGCCUGCUUGUUCCCACCUCAGAGAGGAGGGCCCCUUGUGGGGUACACAUCGUCCCAUGACUGUCUGAGAGUGGUCCAGGCCUGCAGGAACCAGGCCAACGGUGGCUGUAGGAGUUUCCAAACUCCACAUCCGAUGCUGGACAUCCCAGUGGGCCAGCUCCCCGUGAUGGAAUGGGUCUGCCUGCCUGGCUCCUCUGCCUGCUGGGGUGCUGCACCAGAACACCUUUCACAGGGGUGGGUGACCCAGCAGUGCAGGUGGUGGGACCGGAUGGGGGUGUGGCCUUGGGGGGACCCUGAGAGGUGUGCUGAGUGAAUCCUAUCUCCAGUGAACCUGAGCUGAGCCAGAUGCUGGGUGUCCCCAUCCUCCCACCCCACCAGCUGGCAUGGUGCUGCCUGACUUGGAGACCUCUCCGGAACUGUCCUCCCAGGUGGAUGCGGGAGAGGGCAAAAGCCUGCGGGUGCCAGGCUCUAGCUACUUAAUUUACUGGGAGGCCCCAGGCAGAUGGCCUCAGGUGCCCUCGCACCCCCGUGGGAGCAGAGAAUCCUGCUGCUUCCAAAGGAAGCCCUGGGCAAGGCGGCCUCCGGAGCUGGUUGCAGGGUUUGAGAGGCAGUUGGCCUCUCCGUAGAAGAGAGGGAGGUUGGGAGGGAGGCAGCGAGAAACAGUCCAUUCUGAUUCUUCACUGUCUCACGGUGCCACAGCUGCAGGUCUAUGCAGGGCAGCAUGACACCCCACACUCCUCUGGGGCCUGGGGCUUCUCUGCAAGGGUGGCAGGAGAAGCUCCUGGAAAAUUCCACAGCUCAGGGUCCCUGGUUCUCUCUGGGGAGUGAGCAGUCUGGUCACCUUGAAGUCCCCAAGUAACCUUCUGUUGGAUUUGUCUUUCUUCCAAAGACAAAUGGUGUUUGCAUUUCCCUCUUUAGAAAGAUGGGAAACAAGUGUUCAUUGAGUUGUCUUCCCCAGUGACCUAACAUGGAGAUGUGUUCUUAAUGAAAGAAAGGAGUCCUAGCACCAUCACUUCACAAGUACCACUUAAAAGCUUUUGCUGGCCAGGGGGCAUGGGUUCUGGGAAGGAAGUCUCAUGGUCUCAGGAACUGUUGGCUGGGGUCCCCGCCUCACGCCCUGGUGGGGAGGCAUCAUCUUGUUGCAGAGCCCCUGGCUGAGCGGCUCCUGCUCACAUUCAGCCCUUCCCACCCCCUCUGUCAUCACUCAUUAGAUCACCUCCACACACCCGCUGUGCCCAGCACUGUCGAAAGGCAGGGUGGUGGUGGCAGCCUGGCUGUGGGAUCCCUUGGGCCUGGGCUGCUUCGUGCCCGAGCCUUGUCUUCACCCCUCCCAGUAUGAGUGUCUCCCUUCCUCCCACAAGUGAUGUCUGACCCCUCGAUCCCGGGGCUGGUGACACCUCUUUCUGGCUCUAGUGCCUUCCCGGUAGGCUAACCCCCUGGAGGUUGUCCAUGUUCUGGGAAGGGUCUGACUGGUUCCUCUGCAGGCGGAGGCUGUCCAGGCACAAUGGCUUGUCUCCUGGCAGGGGACGGGUAGGACAGGGCUUCAGAGGACCAAUGAGCCCUGAGAGACACCAGGUGUGUCAUGCAUGCAGGUAGAUGCUGUGAUACCUGCUGACAGGUCAUGUGCAGGGACCCCCCAACAGGAGGAAUGCAGGCCUUGAUUGCAUGGGCUGCCUCCAGGAAGGCAGGAUGGACGUGUGAUAUGGCUACUGGAGCUGGCCCCACAUCCCUCCAGUGGCACUGGGCUCUCAGUCAAGGAUUUCCCGGUCAAUGACUUCCGGGAGAUAGGUAUCCUGUAACACUUUUGUUGGGAACGUGGCACUGCAGACACCUUGUUUGUCCUACAAACCGCCCUUUCUGGAAAUCCCAGCAGGCACCAUUCACUGCUAAGUGCGGGUGCCCACUCGGGCCUUUGUCUGGCCUUCCCUGUAGAAGCUCUCUUUGGCAGGGGCCCCCGCGUUCUGGUUCAACCCUCCUCUUCUGGGUACUUCAUUAUGACUAGUUAGCACACGACCAGUUAGCACAUAACUGACUGCCUCAGUGUCUGGUGGCUGCUCAGGUGAUGGCUGCUUUGGGGUACACCAGGGAAGUGGCUACGCUCACUCUAGAGUUAGAUGGGUCCCCUCCACCCAGACCUCAUCUUGGGUUUGGAACACCAGGGGUGGGAAGCAGAGGUGGCAGCUGCAGGGGGUUCCUGCAGACCCUAGCUGAGGACCGACCCUCCCUGCUUCCCCUGGCAGGAAUGUCUACAUUGGGAUGUCUACACUGCCUGGGGUCAGGGGUUGGCCGGGGCUGGGGCUGUGUGUUGGAUGUAUGGAACUUUCAGUCUACAAGACAAAUUAAGUUAUGAAAAUUCAGUGACUUGUAUUUAAUGCCGAUUUGCUAUAAAGUAUUCUAUAUUUAUAUGAUUUCAGAGACUUAUGUACUAAAGGACACGCCCUUUUUGGUGUCCAACAUCUAGUUCCAACCCCAGAGGGUGGGGCAGAUUUGCCUAUUUAUUUGUCCUGUAGGCCUAGGUGUCCGGAAUCUUGUUUAAGAUUUUAGGAUGCCUUCAACAUACACUUUUUAAAAUAAAACUGUUUCCUAUA